AUGAACGCCGAGGCAUAUUUGCGCAAGCAAGGCUGGCAGGGCUCAGGUCACUCUCUCGAUCAAACCGGCCGCGGUAUUAAAAAGCCACUUCUUAUCGCGCACAAGAACGAUCAACUAGGACUCGGCAAGAAGAAGGCCGCGCAUACCACAGAUGAUCAAUGGUGGUUGCGCGCAUUCGACCAGAGUUUGCAAAGUAUUGGUACGGGCAAGGAUAGCACACUCGACCAGAUCCGAACCCAAGGCAUCUACCGCGGCGGUUUAUAUGGAUUUUUCGUAAAGGGCGAACUUAUAGGGGGUACCAUCGGAGAUAGCUCAGCGACUACUACAGACGUCUCCAACCCAGCGUCCGGCACGAGCACACCUCCAACGUCCGCAUCCGACACCGAAACGCCUGCGCCUACCAAGGAGAAGUCGGACAAGAAGAACAAGCGCAAGCGAGAGGAGGCACAUGCAUCGUCCACCAAGAAGAGCAAGAAGGUCAAGGAUGACGCCGCCGAAACGAAGGAUGACGAGAAGGCCGUAGCAAGGAAGCUUGCGAAGCUGAAGCCUGCGGACAAGACCGACUACGAGACACGCGCGAAGGCAAAGGGCCAGACACUCGAGCAAUAUGUCCUUCGUCGCAUCCAGAAGAAGAUCGAGACGCGCUCUCCCAAGCCUGUUGAAGUAGUCAAAGAGAAGAAGCAAAAGCCAGACAAGAAGGAGAAGAAGAUUAAAAAGGCAGCAAUGGCGUAA
Alternaria atra is the source of this 732-nucleotide messenger RNA. RefSeq lists its product as uncharacterized. The transcript has 2 exons. Lineage: Eukaryota; Fungi; Ascomycota; Dothideomycetes; Pleosporales; Pleosporaceae. Bases 1 to 732 code for a protein of 243 amino acids. The record is from RefSeq and is a predicted model, not a curated record.